This is a messenger RNA of Saccoglossus kowalevskii, 1194 nucleotides long. RefSeq lists its product as uncharacterized. Gene Ontology annotation, cellular component: cytoplasm. NCBI's taxonomy places the organism in Eukaryota, Metazoa, Hemichordata, Enteropneusta, Harrimaniidae. The record is from RefSeq and is a predicted model, not a curated record. Gene Ontology annotation, molecular function: protein binding.
GUCUGCAGAGUGGAAAGCUUGCUAUGCUGUUAACUGAUAUUCUGAUAACAGAUGAGAUGAAAGCAAUGGUGGAAGAUGGAGGUGUCACAUUACAAUUAACAACCACUGUAGAUUCUACCUGUCUAACAACGGCUGAAGCAUUUUUCAAAGCUUAUGAGGAGGAACAAAAGAUAUUUACGGUUGCAAGAGUGGAAACUGUUACCAAGUUGUAUCUCAAUAGAGAACGUCAAGCAGGUCUUGCACAUUUUAAUUUGAUGACGACUAGAUGGCCUUCAACAUUCGAAAUAAAACUGUUCACUGAAAGGUUUCUUCAAAGCAAAACCGCUGAUAUUAAAACAGCGCAACCUCAAUUUAAUGACGAUGAAGUUGCCUCAACAUCAACAUACACACAGAAAUUAAAGCUAUCGUCCAAUAAAAUUGCGAAGAUACCAGAUUCAUUGUGUGCAUUAGAACAGUUGACAGAACUUUACAUGGGGUAUAAUGCAUUGACUGCUAUACCAGAUGAGAUUGGUAAAUUGAAGAAUAUGAAUAUAUUGAAUCUAACGUUUAAUAAAAUUGCGAAGAUACCAGAUUCAUUGUGUGCAUUAGAACAGUUGACAGAACUUUACAUGGAGUAUAAUGCAUUGACUGCUAUACCAGAUGAGAUUGGUAAAUUGAAGAGUAUGAAGAUAUUGAAACUAAAUAACAAUAACAUUGCGAAGAUACCAGAUUCAUUGUGUGCAUUAGAACAGUUGACAGAACUUUACAUGGGAUCUGAUGCAUUGACUGCUAUACCAGAUGAGAUUACUAAAUUGAAGAGUAUGAAGAUAUUGGAUCUAUCGUUCAGUAAGUUUGCGAAGAUACCAGAUUCAUUGUGUACAUUAGAACAGUUGACAAAACUUAACAUGCAUUAUAAUGCAUUGACUGCUAUACCAGAUGAGAUUACUAAAUUGAAGAGUUUGAAGAUAUUGAAUCUAAAUCACAAUAACAUUGCGAAGAUACCAGAUUCAUUGUGUGCAUUAGAACAGUUGACAGAACUUAACAUGGUGUCUAAUGCAUUGACUGCUAUACCAGAUGAGAUUAGUAAAUUGAAGAGUAUGAAGACAUUGAAUCUAUCGUUCAAUAAGAUUGCGAAGAUACCAGAUUCAUUGUGUGCAUUAGAACAGUUGACAGAACUUGACAUGAUGUCGAAUGCAUUGACUUCUAUACCAUCAG